Molecule: messenger RNA, 5657 nt
Organism: Agrilus planipennis (emerald ash borer)
Lineage: Eukaryota; Metazoa; Arthropoda; Insecta; Coleoptera; Buprestidae
Gene: osp
Product: protein outspread
Exons: 9
Coding region: 279-5066 (1595 amino acids)
Biological process (GO): actin filament organization
Cellular component (GO): actin cytoskeleton
Molecular function (GO): actin filament binding
Source: RefSeq, a predicted model, not a curated record
AAUUGUAGGUUGUAAUUUUUUCCAGUAUCGUGUUUCGAGUUGGCCUGAAAACAGUCAGUUAGGCAUUGUUAAUUCUUUCAUUAAAGUGUUAGUAACUAAUAACUACUAUUUAAAUAAUAUUUACCAGUGUGCACGUAACGUUCGUGAAACAUUCGAGGUGGUGUCAGGAAACAGGUGCAGUGAUUUUAGUGCAUUUUACAAUGAUGCAUGGGGUUGGGAGUGCAGCCUAUAAUUUAGAUCCUAAAGGAGGCUGAAAUGUCCUGAACAGUGUGUAAGCCAUGUCCCAAUGUAGAAAAUUCGCGCCUAAUAUUUUCAAUAAAACCAAAUGUACUAAUUGUUUUCGUCAAAAAGAGGAGCACUCUACAGAGGCACUGGAAUGCAAUCGGGCCAGCAGAAAAAUAACGCGAAGCGGUUAUCUCUUUGUUGCACCAGACUGGGAUUUCUCGGUUCCCUUAAACCGGACUAAGAGGUGGCAACGUCGUUGGUUUGUUCUGUAUGACGAUGGAGAGUUAAGUUAUUCUGUAGAUGAACACCCGGACACGGUACCACAAGGACGGGUUGAUAUGUGUCGGGUGAUGGAAGUGACGGGUGCGGAACAAGUAACCGGUCACCCUCACUCCCUUGCCUUAACAUGCCCAGACCGAGUGACUUUUAUCAAAGCAGCAAGUCGCGAAGAUGCUCGAGCUUGGGCCGAGCUUCUUGCUGUUUUUCCUCGAAGUCACAAGCGUCAUGCGACGUUUCCCGGAGGUAGAGCUUCGCCCUCCUUGCCUCAAUUAGGACGUAGUUCAUCGCCUCAACCUGGACGACCUCGCCACCUUUCAUGUGCUUCUGCUCGAACGACGACUUUCCUCACUCCACCCUUGAAGGAAGAAAAGGAGGAAAAAAGUGAGGUAACCAGUGGUGAAAGGAAACAAAAGAAAGCAAAGGCCAGCCUAUCGAUGCCACUGCCGGUAAAUACGGAGAAAAUUUCGUUACUUACAAAAUCGGAGUAUAUCGUAAGUAGCGGAUCGCCUCCUACCCAUGAUAAACACCAAACAGAAGAAAAAACACUGGCAAAACAAGAUUGGCAAAAUGAACGAUUGCGAGACAUUGCAAACGCCCUAACCGAAAGGCGAACGCCAGAAGCCAAUUUGGCACCUUUACCCGCUGAAGGAUUGCUACAUUUAAAAAAGGGAUGGCUUUGGUUACAUUCUGAAGAUGGAGGAAACAGUCAAAAACGUUGGUGGGUUUUAUGUGGACCAACAUUAACUGCUUUUAAAGAUCAGAACGAAUCUACGACGCCCGAAGUUCAAAUAGAAUUGAACGUAAUUACUGGUUUCAAAGAAGUCGCAACAGAAACUCGUUACGGAUUUCAGAUAGAAUGGAACGGCAAUAUUCUUUUGGUUAGUGCAGCCACUUCAAAUAUUCGAAGUAACUGGUUACAAUCUUUAAAAAAAGCAGUCGAUUCAGUUUCCAUUGUUUCAAGUGAUGUACCAGAUGGAAAAAUGAAUUUCACUUCGUCAAUUCCAGCAGCCUUGGAAAGUCCACUCACACCAAAUAUUCAAAGUCCUCUUAGGUCCAUAUUGUUAUCAAGCGAUGAAGAAUAUCGGACGGCUUCUGAAGGAGGUCGAAGAGGUUCGGAAGAUUGGGGUGAAGGUCCACCUUCGCCACCGUUAACGCGAUCGUCGUUGUCUCGAGUAAAAGAACGGACGCGUUCAAGACCACGCCUACCUCGUGCUCAAUCUCGUCAGUCAACUGUCGAUAGUGUAUCAACUGACGAACUUGACAGUGCUAAAGAUGUAAUUAAUCUAGAAUUGAGAAAUUCAUUGAAUCGUCAAGGUGCUGAAAUGGACGACUUGAAGAAACAAUUAAACGAAGCCACCGAAGAAGUGCGUAAUUUGGAAAAUCAGUUGGAAAGAUUGAAAAAAGUCCAUUCCGAGUGCCUUACAAGAGAAAAACAGACUCAUGACUUACUGUUAAUGUUCGAGAAAACCGAACAAGAAUUAUACCAAAGAAUAAAACAGGUAGAAGAAGAACAUUGUAAGGAACAAGAGUCCUUAGAACAACGACUGAGUGAAGCCAAAGAAGCAGCUCAGUAUGCAGAAGACAAGUGCAGUUCUUUAACUACAGACCUCAAAAAUAAGCAGUAUCUCGUCAGAACCUUGCAAGAUGAACUGGAAAAUCUAAACGAAAGAUUAUUAAAAAAUCACGAAGAAAAUAGUAGUCUUUCAAAACGAUUGCAACAUUUUGAAGUAGGCAAAACUGAACGAAUAUCGAGAGCCAAUUCUUUAACCGACUUAACAUGUAUUAAUUUGGAUAUAAACUUAGAAAGUCUCGAUCAAAAUGACCUAAUCGAACAAUACCUCGAUUUAAAGAGCAGGUUUGAAAAAGCAGUCGCCGAAAUCAAAGCUCUCAAAAGGGAACUACGUGAGGCUAAUACAAAAUACGACGACAUUGAAUUUCAAAACGUCAAUCUUAGAAAAAGUUUAGAAAAUGCUCAAAAGGAAGCAGAGUCCAACGCAGUUUUCAUGGCAAUGCGUGUGCAAGAUCUAACUAAUAAAUUACUAGCAGCUGAAAAGCAAGCACGCACAUUAAAAACGAAAUUGCAAGAUUCAAGAGAAAAGCGCCGAUCAUUAUCAUUGAAAGGAAAGGAGACUUUAAAUACAAAUAAAGAAGUAGAAGAAAAGCUUGAUGAACUCGAGGCAAAAGUGCUCACACUCGAACGCAUCCGCACCAAAAGAAAACACAAACGUGAAGUCAGUAGUGAACGAGCUUCGCCUAUAGACGACCGAGCAUUAAGAAGACUUAGGCGAAAAUCACUAGACAGUUCGAUUGCUGCAGAAUCAUUGAGGGCAAUCAUGGUUGCUAACAAUCUUGAAUCUAAAAUUGGUGAUAAUAUUGGAACUCAAAUGUCCAACCCCCCAAAUUACAAUAUAAAAUCGCUGGACGAUACUAAAACUUUCGAAACGAAAAUAAACAUAGCAAGGACAAAAUUGUACGACUGUAUAAAUCAGGUACUUGUUUUAAAAGGUUCUGGGAAGAAGCGAGCAUCUUCUCCUAGUAAAGAUAGGUUGAGCGUUUUAGAAGCUGGUUUAAACGAUUUGAAGAAUGUUUUAGAAGCAUUUGCCAAUGUAUCCGAAUCAAAUACUGAAGAGAGUGUGAUCGUAUCAUCGGCUACCAGUAUUGUUCAACAGUUUGAGGAAAUUUUGCGAACAAAACUCAUCGGUUUAUCGAAACAGAAACGUAAAUUGGAAAAAAUGGGUCAAUUAAACAAUCAUACUAGGUUAGAGCUUUUGGCGGAAAAAAUAGUUUUCGAAAAUAUAUUAAUUGCUCGAAUUCAAGAAGCUUUCGAAGUAAAACCUUCCAGUGACAUAAGUUGUGACAGACUGUUGGUAAAAGAAGCCAUUGAAACGUCUCAUUUGUUUACCGCAUUAAAUUCAAAAUUAAAUGGUGUUAGCAAUGAGCGAUAUCCAGCCUGCAAAACCGGAGUUGAGUACCUUAGUAAAAUACUGGCAAAACGGUUAUUAUUAGUUUCUGAAAACUUUCAAUCUACCCUUUCAACCCAUCAGAGGUUCAAACCAUUAGCAAAUAGCUUAAAAACUGAACAUAAACUGCUUAAUUUUGAAGUAGAACGUUAUAAAAAGGCGAAAUUGUCUCAGUUAGCUGAUGCGUUAGCUGCCCAAGCGGUAAACCUCAGUACUGACGCAUCCUGUGAGUUGCCUGUACUUGACAUUAACGACUUGGAGGAGAUUCGAACAAAAGCAAAGGAGAUAUCUAGUAAUGAACUGAUAGAGGCAGAAAUCAAUCACGUAUUAAUGCGAUCUGCCCAAAUAUACGAGAGUACUCUUGCAUCUGACAAUGCAUUCUUCUUCAGCUUCUAUGCAAGUGAACGUGCCGCUCUCGAACUUUGGAAUGACGCCGUUGAACAAUACCUACGUACAGAGAUGCAACAAAACGUCCAAGAUCUUUGCGAACAAUUUAGGGAUAGUUGCAUGAGAUUACAACAAACUGAGGUAUCAAAACAAGAUCUUGAACGAAUGUCUUCCGAAGCGAACGUGUUGCUUGUCGAAUUUGCAGAUGUGAUUGCUCAUAAAGCACUCGUAGACGCUCGGAUCGCCGUUCUAACUGGCGAAUUUGGUUCGCGAUCGAACUCAGAAUACACGACUGAAUACUAUUGUGCCACAAAUUUGUUAAAGUUAGACGAAUUGUUAGAUAGUUUAAGCAGUUUAGAUUUGGUACAAAUUAACCAAAAUGUUGAGGCAGAGUUCAAAUGUAUGUUAAGUAACGCAGGUGAGAAAUGUCGUGAUACCAUCGGUGGCUACGAUCUAGACUCGGUUAACAGCGUUCUGUCUGAACUGGCAAAUGAAGUUGAUCGAUUAAAUGGAUGUGUGGGUAACGUUCAAGAACGAGAGAACUUAAACGGGAAUAAUCUGCCAUGUGCUAAUUGGAUGGAAGUGUGUGAGAGAUGCCACCGAUUAAAAAAACAACUGAUCGGGAUUAGGAAAUGCGUGGAAGGAAAAGAAUGGAACAGGAAUAGCAAAAAAUUAGAUACGAAUGAAGACUGCUUUGGUUCUCGCGUGAACAUGGAAUACAUUACUCAAACGGAAACGAUCCGUUCGUCAUUCCGACGUGCUCUCGCCGCUUGUGAUAACGUGCAACACCAGGUAGAGCUGCAGCAGUUGCAAACCCUUUGCGAACGUGCACUUCACGUACUCGAACAGUGGCAUCGACAAGCAGUAAACAAUAUACGAGAAGAGCACGAUCGCGAACUGGCUGUCCUACGCCAGGACAAAGAGCAGGCGCUUGCAGAAGAGACUCAGGCCACGUUGGCCGCACUAGACGCUAUGAGAAAGGCGCACGAAGCAGAGGUGCAGCGUGAAGUAGCCAAAUUUAAACAGACUUUCUCGCGCGAACAACAGAGGGAGCUGCUCGAUUUGACGGAACGCCUAUCGGUCAAGUGUUUGGAAACGGCCGCGUUAGAGGAGCAACUCGGCUGUGCCACGAAGCAGCUGGCGCAAGCCCAUCAGCACAUUUUACAGCUGAAGCGAAACCCCCAGCUCUCUAGCUUGCAGAUUCUACUUUUUUAGAACUGACGGCGUUUUCGCUGGGUACUAAGAAAUAAGAGAAUCAACUAGUCUACAAAACCUUAUUGCAUAUUAAUUUUAUAUUGAUAAUAUAGUUUAUGAUAUAAUCCAUUUUAAAAUCAUUCACCGUUGUGUAUAGAUCAUUGCACUCAUUUUUCUUCCCCCUCCCCCCUACCCCUUCAUUCGCCAAUAUACGUGUAUUUCCCGUAUACGUGCAUGUUUUUUAUUUUGUUUUUUUUUUCUCUUCAUAUAAAUAUAUAUAUCUUUAAUUGUAUCCAAACACAAUGAUGUACAAAAGUGAUAAUAGCAAUUAUUUUAUGCGACAGAUUUUGUUUAUACCAUGUGUUGGGUUUUAUGGAGUGUUUAUGAUGAUAAUAGUAGAAUUCGUAAAUGUUAUUAAACAAGAAUUUUUUAAAAGUUUUGUUCUCUUGAUUUUACACGUUGUUGAAUUAGAAUGCUCUUUCAUCGUUUUUAUAGUUGAAUCCUGAACAAAGGUGAAUGUGCAUUACGUACAUACAAUACAUAGUGAAAUAAAUUUUUAGUAUUUGCAUGAAUAUUAUAAUUAAACGAUUUAAAUAAAUGUUGUUCAGAAAG